AGACGCAUUUCAGCAAUGAGAAUUUGGGGUGGAAAUUGACAAAUUUCAGGGUGAACUGUUCUUUCUACUUUAAAAUUGGUGCCUGCCGACAUGGUGGCCGGUGCUCCAGAUUACAUAAUAAGACAACUUUCAGCCAGACCAUCUUGAUUCAAAACAUCUACCGUAAUCCCCAAAACAGUGCGCAGACGGCCGACGGCUCCCAUUGUAAGUGCCUCUGCUCCAGUCCUCUCAGCCCUCAGGUCUCUCUAGCUCUCUCCUCCCUCCUCAGAUUUUAGGUCUGCGUUUCUUCUGGCUUCCUGCAGGGCUUCUGAGGGUCUUUCUAAACACUGGUAGCAGGGGCUACCUCAACACGCCAAUAUGCCGCACCCGGAAAAACGCCCCCUAUUUCGCCAGUCAAAUAGAUGUAUUGUAUUUAUCUGUGGUCAUUCAGGAGGUCUAAGCCUGGGUGUAGAAUGACAUGCUCUGAUGGUGACAUUGAGAAAAGGAUAAACACAAAUGCCUUGAUCCACUAAUUUUGCAAUGAUCCCUUACAGUGAAGUUAAUACCUCCAAGCGAUCUCCUGGUAGUAUCUGUUUUCUAACACAGUUAUAGUGCACAGAUGACUGACUUUAGGCAUUUAUCAUGUGCUUUCAGACAAGACUGACAACACACCGACUGCCCUAGUGCCAAAUAUUUGUUGGAGGUUGACAGCAAAAAUAUUGAUAUGCGUUACUGUCCAGACACAGCACGGCUUUAGUUUUGGCUCUCGCCACACUGUCACCCCUAUACAAUAGACUGAUUCACUUAUGUCAGACAUAUUGUAAAUGUUAUAGUACCUUGAAAUUGAGUCCCGACUAGCAGAGCUGAUGCAUUGCCACUCAAUGCCUCCCAGGUAAGUCAUGGGUUUGUGGUCUUGUUGCUGUCAUGUAUAACUGUUCUGUUUCUAAACUGAGCAUCUCAGAAUGACUCACAAAAAGUUAGUUUUGAAAAUGUAUCAAAAGGAGAAAAAAAGUAACUUAGAAUAAAAAGCACAUCUUGGCAUUCAAUCACCUAUGAUUCAGCAAGUUCUUGAAGUCAUUUCGAGCCCCAUUGACCUUAUAUUGUGUGUAUACAGUACCAGUCAAAGUUUGGACACCUACUCAUUCAAGGGUUUUCUUUAUUUUUACUAUUUUAUACAUUGCAGAAUAAUAGUGAAGACAUCAAAACUAACAAAAAAGUGUUACACAAAUCAAUGUAUUUUAUAUUUGAGAUUCUUCAAAGUACCCGCCAUUUGCCUUGACAUCUUUGCACACUUGGCAUUCUCUCAACCAGCUUCACCUGAAAUGCUUUUUCAACAGUCUUGAAGGAGUUCCCACAUACUAUGAGCACUUGUUGGCUGCUUUUCCUUCACUCUGAGGCCCAACUCAUCCCAGACCAUCUUAAAUGGGUUGAGGUUGGGUGAUUGUGGAGGUCAGGUCAUGUGAUGCAGCAUUCAUCACUCUUCUCCUUGUUCAAAUAGCCCUUCACAGCCAGGAGGUGUGUUGGGUCAUUGUCCUGUUGAAAAACAAAUGAUAGACCCACUAAGCGCAAUCCAGAUAGGAUGGUGUAUCAUUGCAGAAUGCUGUGGUAGCCAUCCUGAUUAAGUGUGCCUUGAAUUCUAAAUAAAUCACUGACAGUGUCAUCAGCAAAGCACCAUCACACCACCUCCAUGCUUCACAGUGGGAAACACACAUGCAGAGGUAAUCUGUUCACCUACUCUGUGUCUCUCAAAGACAUGGCGGUUGGAAACAAAAAUCUCAAAUAAUGUCCAUUGCUCGUGUUUCUUGGCCCAAGCAAGUCUCUUCUUAUUGGUGUCCUUUAGUAGUUGUUUCUUUGCAGCAACUUGACCAUGAAGGCCUGAUUCACUGUUGAUAUCUGUCUGUUACUUUAAUAAUUUCAUUGGGCUUCAAUCUGAGGUGCAGUUAACUAAUGAACUUCUCCUCUGCAGCAGCAGCAACUCCGGGUCUUCCUUACUUGUGGCGGCCCUCAUGAGAGCCAGUUUCAUCAGCGCUUGAUGGUUUUUGCUGCACUUGAAGAAACUUUCAAAGUUCUUAAUUUUCUGUAUUGACUGUCGUUUCUCUUUGCUUGUUUGAGCUGUUCUUGCCAUAAUAUGGACUUGGUAUUUUGCCAAAUAGGGCUAUCUUCUGUAUAUGACCCCUGCCUUGUCACAACACAACUGAUUGGCUCAAAUGCAUUAAGAAGGAAAUCAAUUCCACAAAUGAACAUUUAGCAAGGCACACCUGUUAAUUGAAAUGCAUUCCAGGUGACUACCUCAUGAAGCUGGUUGAGAGAAUGCCAAGAGUGUGCAAAGUUGUCAUCGAGGCAAAGGCCAGCUGCUUUGAAGAAUCUCAUUUGAUUUGUUAACUUUUUUUUAGUUACUACAUGAUUCCAUAUGUGUUAUUUCAUAGUUUUGAUGUCGUCACUUAUUCUACAAUGUAGAACAUGUUCCAAAGUUGUUGUACUGAGUAGGUGUUUCAACUUUGACUGGUACUGUAUGUACAGCGCAUUUGGGAAGUAUUCAGAGCUCUUUUACUUUUUACACACAAUGCUCCAUAAUGACAAAGGGGGAAAAACAUGUUUUUAGAAAUGUUUGCAAAUGUAUAAACAAUUUAAAAAUCACAUUUACAUAAGUAUUCAGACGCUUUACUCAAGUACUUUCUUGAAGCACCUUUGGCAGCGAUUACAGCCUAGAGGUCUUCUAGGGAAUGACGCCUAAAGCUUGGCACACCUGUAUUUGGGGAGUUUCUCCCAUUCUUCUCUGCAGAUCCUCUCAAGCUCUCCGGUUGGAUUGGGAGCGUCGCUGCACAGCUAUUUUCAGGUCUCUCCAGAGAUGUUCAAGUCCGAGCUCUCUGUGCCACUCAAGGACAUUCUGAGACUUGUCCCGAAACCACUCCUUCGUUGUCUGGGCUGUGUGCUUUGGGUCAUUGUCCUGUUGGUAGGAGAACCUUCAUCCCAGUCUGAGGUCCUGAGCUCUCUGAAACAGGUUUUCAUCAAGGAUCUUUCUGUACUUUGCUCCUUUCAUCGUUCCCUCGAUCCUGACUAGCCUCCCAGUCCCUGCAGUUGAAAAACAUCCCCACAGCAUGAUGGUGCCAGGAUUCCUCCAGACGUGAUGCUUGAUUUCAUCAGAUCAGAUCAUCUUGUUUCUCAUGGUCUGAGAGGGGCUGCCGUCUGGCCACUCUUCCAUAAAGGCCUGAUUGGUAGAGUGCUGCAGAAAUGGUUGUCCUUCUAGAAGGUUCUCCCAUCUCCACAGAGGAACUCUGGAGCUCUGUCAGAGGGUUCUUGGUCACCUCCCUGACCAAGGCACUUCUCCCCCGAUUGCUCAGUUUGGCCAGGUGACCAGCUUUAAGGAAGAGUCUUGGUGGUUCCAAACUUCUUCCAUUUAAGAAUGGAGGCCACUGUGUUAUUGGGGACCUUCAAUGUUGCAGAAAUGUUUUUGCUACCCUUCCCCAGAUCUGUGCCUUGACACAGUCCUGUCUCGUAGCUCUAUGGACAAUUCCUUCAACCGCAUGGCAUGGUUUUUGCUCUGACAUGCACUGUCAACUGUGGGGCCUUUUAUAUUUUGUGUGUGCCUUUCCAAUGAAUUAACCCCAGGUGGACUCAAACCAAGUUGUAGAAACAUCUCAAUGAUGAUCAAUGGAAACAAGAUGCACCUGAGCUCCAUUUCGGUUCUCAUAGCAAAGGGUCUGAAUACUUAUGUAAAUAAGGUUUUUUUUUUUAUGUGCAAAAUUUUCUAAAAUUCUGUUUUUUGGGCUUUGUGUGUGUAGAUUAACGAAUAACAUGUUUUAUUUAAUCAAUUUUAGAAUACGGCUGUAACAAAAUGUGGAAAAGUCAAGGGGUCUAAAUACAUUCCAAAAUGCACUGUACGUAGAUUUACACUACCGUUCAAAAGUUUGGGGUCACUUAAAAAUAUCCUUGCCUUUUGAAAGAAAAGCACAUUUUUGGUCCAUUAAAAUCAUAUCAAAUUGAUCAGAAAUCUAUUGUAUACAUUUGUUAAUGUUGUAAAUGACUAUUGUAGCUGGAAACAUAUUUCUUUUUAUUGCUUGUUUGUAGGUGACCAAAUACUUAUUUUCCACCAUAAUUUGCAAAUAAAUUCAUUAAAAAUCCUACAAUGUGAUUUUCUGGAUUUUUUCUUCUCAUUUUGUCUGUCAUUGUUGAAGUGUACCUAUGAUGAAAAUUACAGGCCUCUCUCAUCUUUUUAAGUGGGAGAACUUGCACAAUUGGUGGCUGACUAAAUACUUUUUUGCCCCACUGUACCUAUUACCAGCAACCAUCACUACUGUGUUCCAAUGGUACGUUGUGAACUAAUCCAAAUGUAUCGUUUUUUGAAGGCUAAUUGACCAUUUAUUAAACCCUUUUGCAAUUAUGUUAGCACACCUGAAAACUGUUGUUCUCAUUUAAAGAAGCAGUAAAACUGGCCUUCUUUAGACUAGACUUUGUUCCUGGCUCAAAAUGGCCAGGAACAAAGAACUUACUUCUGAAACUGGUCAGUCUAUUCUUGUUCUGAGAAAUGAAGGAUGUUCCAUGUGAAACUGAAAGCCUCGUACUACUCCCUUCACAGAACAGUGCAAACUGGUUCUAACCAGAAUAGAAAGGAGUGGGAUGCCCCGGUGCACAACUGAGCAAGAGGACAAGUACAUUAGUGUCUAGUUUGAGAAACAGAUGCCUCACAAGUCCUCAACUGGCAGCUUCAUUAAAAAGGGUUUUCUAAUCAAUUUGCCUUUUUAAAAUUAUACAUUUGGAUUAGCUAACACAAUGCGCCAUUGGAACACAGUGAUGGUUGCUGAUUAUGGGCUUCUGUACACCUAAGUAGAUAUUCCAUAAAAAUCUGUAUUUUCCAGCUACAAUAGUCAUUAACUGUCUACACUGUAUUUCUGAUCAAUUUGUUAUGUUAAUGGACUAAAUGUGCUUCUCUCUUCAGACAUUUCUAAAUGAUCCCAAACUUUUGAAUGGUUUUGUAGUGCGUUUGGGAACUAUUCAGACCCCUUUUAUCCAUAUUUUGUUACGUUAGUGUUAUUCUAAAAUGGAUGUAAUUUGUGUGUGUAUAAUAUAAUUUGUUCUGAGUAUGUCGCUUCUUCCAGCUCCCUCUGUUUCGGCGUGGACCAGUCCCAUGGAUCAUCUUAACGUCUUUCACUCAUCCCUUCCUACCCUGGUCUGGGGCUGGUUGGGGCACAAUUACAUUGUUUUGAGGGAGGGGGAUGGGAGUAAAUGCACCUAGUUUCAGGCAGAUUUCUUAACUGUUACUUAAAAUAUUUCAAAUGUACAUUUUGUAUUUUCAGACCAUUGCCCUCUUGAACAUUUACCGUAACCCUCAAAACACUGCCCAGUCUGCCGAUGGUUUGCGCUGUGCCGUCAGUGAUGUGGAGAUGCAGGAGCACUACGAUGAGUUAUUUGAGGAGGUCUUCACAGACAUGGAGGAGAAGUACGGAGAGGUGGAGGAGAUGAAUGUGUGCGACAACCUGGGAGACCAUCUGGUUGGAAACGUAUACCUGAAGUUCCGUCGUGAGGAAGACGCAGAGAAGGCCGUGAUGGAUCUGAAUAACCGUUGGUUCAACAGUCAACCAAUCCACGCCGAGCUCUCUCCCGUUACAGACUUCAGAGAAGCCUGCUGCCGCCAGUACGAGAUGGGGGAGUGCACUCGAGGAGGCUUCUGUAACUUCAUGCACCUGAAACCCAUCUCCAGGGAGCUGAGGAUGGAGCUGUACGGUCGCCGCAGGAAGAAGGGAGGGGGCCAUCGUUCUUGCUCCCGUUCCAGGGAAUGCCGUUCUCGCUCGAGGGAUAGAGGCAGGGGAGGCGGACAUGACCGCGAGAGAAGGCGUUCCAGAGAACGCUCUGGCAGGUUCUAAACCAAGCCACCACCUCACGUCCAUCCUUCCCCUUCCAUCUCCAUUAUCAUUCUCCAUCAUCCUCAAAUCCAUAUCUUUCCCUCCAUUGCUGCCUUUUCAAUUCCCUGUUGGCCCUUUCAUAUUGUCCCAAUGACUAAAAUUAAUUGGAAAUUGUUGGACUUGUUAUUUUCCUUUUUUAUAAUUUUUAUUCAAGAAAUGUAAAGCUUGCCUUCUCAAUAAAAAAAAAAAGUAAACAUGA
Oncorhynchus keta (chum salmon) is the source of this 6078-nucleotide messenger RNA. RefSeq names its product splicing factor U2AF 35 kDa subunit-like. Gene Ontology annotation, molecular function: metal ion binding; pre-mRNA 3'-splice site binding. Bases 5253 to 5840 code for a protein of 195 amino acids. Lineage: Eukaryota; Metazoa; Chordata; Actinopteri; Salmoniformes; Salmonidae. Gene Ontology annotation, cellular component: spliceosomal complex; U2AF complex. The record is from RefSeq and is a predicted model, not a curated record. Gene Ontology annotation, biological process: mRNA splicing, via spliceosome. The transcript has 8 exons.